CAAUCCGAUAAGUUCAAUUCUAUUCGGCGUGUGUGAAUCUAAUUGAUAAAUAAAAAUUGAUUUUUUCUGGAUUAAUUGUGCAAAAUUUGUGAUUGAAAAACAAUCAAUUAUUCAUUUGUGACUAGCAUUGUGCUGAAUUUGACAAGAAAAUCAUUUGAAAAGUCACAGAAAGUUGUGAAAAAAUUAGUGAAAACUCGAAAAAUUUUCCGCAUUGGAAUUCUCAAUUUUUUUGUAGUCGAAAAUAAAGUCAGAAGUAGUGGAAAGUAAAAGAAUAAUUUAAAAAAUAAAAAUUAAUUUGGAUCUUUUCUUGUGGAAUAAAGUCGAUCAAAAUGACACCCUCAAAUUUGGUGUCAAUUUUCGUCCUCACUGUAUUAGGAUACUCAUCAUACGUGCAGUGCUCAUCAUCGCGUUGGGAGCCACAAAUAUCGGUUUUAUGUGAAGCAGGACAGCAAUAUUUGCCACAAUAUCUUUCGGAAGAUGGUCGAUGGACGUCGGAAUUGAGUGUAAAAGUGCCCGGUGUAUCAUGUUUACGCGACAAAAUGGAUUUACUUGAUUACUGCAAAAAGGUUUAUCCAGGACGUGAUAUUACGAAUAUUGUCGAGUCAUCACACUACCAGAAAAUUGGUGGAUGGUGUAGACAAGGAGUGUCAAGUUUAGGAAAAUGCAAAGGCGCACAAAGAUGGAUCAAGCCAUUCCGAUGCUUGGAAGGACCAUUCCAAUCAGACGCAUUGUUGGUGCCGGAAGGAUGCUUAUUCGAUCACAUUCAUAAUGCAUCACGCUGCUGGCCUUUUGUGAGAUGGAAUCAAACAGGCGCUGCUGCAUGUCAGGAACGAAAUAUGCAAAUGAGAAGCUUUGCUAUGCUUCUACCAUGCGGCAUUUCACUCUUCUCUGGCGUCGAAUUUGUCUGCUGUCCAAAACACUUUAAAGUUUCAACGAAAGUAAAGAAGACCGACCUUCCAGUCAUGCCACCAGAAUCAGAAAUUUUACCCUCACUCGACGAUUCUGAAGAUAAUUUCUCUGAUGAUUUAGAUGACGAUGAAGAUUUAGACGAUCAAGAUGAAAUGGUUGCAGAUGAGCCACUUGAAACACUAGAAGAAGAGGACGACGAUGAUGAUUAUGAAUCUGACGAAGAAACACCGGCGAUAGACUCAGAUUUUAUUAAUGAUGCUUCAUCUGUAACGAGUACAUCGACCCAGGCUAUUCCAAUUAAUGAUUAUGUUAAUCCACAAACAACAUCACAAGUACCGGAAAAGCCAUCAGAAAUUCCAAUCUCACAGCAAUCAAAUGACGUCCAGAGCACAUCAAUUCCAACUCCUGAUCCAUACUUUACACAUUUCGAUCCCAGAAACGAACAUCAAAGCUAUAAAGUAGGACUAGAUGAGGCACAACAGCGUUUGGAGGAAGCACAUCGUGAAAAGGUGACACGAGUCAUGAAAGAUUGGUCUGAUUUGGAGGAGCGCUACCAAGAUAUGCGUUUAGCCGAUCCAAAAUCAGCCCAAAGCUUUAAGCAGAAGAUGACAGCCCGAUUCCAAGUAACAUCAGUACAAGCAUUGGAGGAAGAGGGCAAUGCCGAGAAGCAUCAAUUGGCCGCAAUGCAUCAACAACGUGUACUGGCACACAUCAAUCAACGUAAACGUGAGGCUAUGACAUGUUAUACACAGGCUUUAACCGAAAUGCCACCAAAUGGCCACCGAGUUGAGAAAUGCUUACAGAAACUCCUUCGUGCUCUCCAUAAAGACCGUGCACAUGCAUUAGCUCAUUAUCGUCACUUAUUAAGUUCAGGAGGUACCGGAGGACUUGAAGCAGCAGCCCAAGAACGUCCACGUACACUUGAACGAUUAAUUGACAUCGACCGAGCAGUAAAUCAAUCAAUGACAAUGUUGAAGAGAUAUCCAUCACUAUCAAAGAAAUUGUCUCAGUUAAUGGAAGAUUAUAUUCAGGCAUUACGCUCAAAGGACGAUACACCUGGAUUAUUACUUGCAAUGACAGAAGAUGCAGAAUCAUCAAUUUUGGAUAAGUAUCGUGUUGAUAUUGAACGUAAAGUAAAUGAGAGAGAGCGACAGCGAGUAGCUGAGAAGCAACGAAAGGAACAACGUGCACAGGAACGUGAGAAAAUUCGCGAGGAGAAAAUGCGUCUUCAGGCAAAGAAUGCUGAGAAGGCAUAUCGUGCACAACAGUUAAAGGAGAAAGAGCAAAUAGAGUUAGAAGUAAAGACAGAAACAGCUCAACAAUCAUCAAAGGAACAGACAAGUGAAGCUGCAAUUGAUGUCAAAGAAACAACUGUUGAAUAUACCGAGGAGUCUGUCUAUAUCACAUCGCCAACAUCAUUACCAACUGUUGAUGAUGCAGCAGUUCAACGAGCCGUCGAGGAGGUUGCUGCAGCUGUCGCCCAUCAAGAAACCGAGCCACAAAUGAAUCAUGUUCAUUUACAUGAUAUUGGACAUGGAGAAGCAAGCUUCUCAGUCCGUCGUGAAAUUUAUGGACCAGGCGGUCGUGAGGGACGCAAUGUCUAUUUCACAUUAGCAUUUGCCGGUAUUGCAUUAAUGGCAGCAGUAUUUGUUGGUGUAGCCGUUGCAAAAUAUCGAGCAUCACGUUCGCCACAUGCUCAAGGAUUUGUUGAAGUUGAUCAGACGGUCGCCGUCCCAGUCACACCAGAAGAACGACAUGUAGCCAAUAUGCAAAUAAAUGGAUACGAGAAUCCAACAUACAAAUACUUCACGGAAUAGAUCAUUAAGUUGAUAAAACAUUAAAUUAAAAAAAAAGUCAUAAACUUUUUUUUUCUAAUAGAAAUCUCAAGAACCGAGCCCAAGCAACAACCUCUUUAGACAUGAAAAAAAAAAUUAAUUAAAAAAUGUUGCAUGAAAAAAAAACUUUGUAAAUGUAAAAAAAUUCCUUUGAAGUGUAAAAUUUUCUCAUUUUCAUUCUCCGAAGAAAAUAAAAAAAAAAUUGUGUUAUUCCUUUUUUGGUCUCCUCUGUUUCUGAUGAUAAAAUGAGAAUAUUUAUAUAUAUACAUACACCACCCCAACACAUCUCCUUAUAAAUAUAAAUAGAUAUUUAUAUAUAUUUAUGCGUUAGUCAUGUGUUUG
This is a messenger RNA of Chironomus riparius, 3086 nucleotides long. NCBI's taxonomy places the organism in Eukaryota, Metazoa, Arthropoda, Insecta, Diptera, Chironomidae. The record is from the annotation of a GenBank genome assembly.